Messenger RNA from Quercus lobata, 573 nucleotides. RefSeq lists its product as uncharacterized. The record is from RefSeq and is a predicted model, not a curated record. NCBI's taxonomy places the organism in Eukaryota, Viridiplantae, Streptophyta, Magnoliopsida, Fagales, Fagaceae. Bases 1 to 573 code for a protein of 190 amino acids. The transcript has 2 exons.
AUGCUUGCGUAUGGAGUAUCGAGUGAUUUGAUAGAUGAAUUUGUGUGGAUUGAAGAGAUUACUGCAUUAGAAAGUUUGAAAAAAUUUGUUACUGCGGUAAUUGAUGUUUUCUCUGAGGAAUACUUGAGAAAUCCAAACAAUGAAGACAUUUGGGCAACAUUUGUGAAAACAAUCCCAUCUCCUCAAGGACAUAAGCGAAAAUUAUUUGCAAUAGCCCAAGAGGCGUGUAGGAAAGAUGUUGAGUGUGCAUUUGGAGUGAUUCAAGCACGUUUCGCAAUUGUCCAUGGACUUGCACGAUUUUUCCAUCUUGAAACACUCCAAAAGAUCAUAAAAGCAUACAUAAUUCUCCAUAACAUGAUUGUUGAAGAUGAGUGGGAUGAUAAUGAAGUGGUAGACUUGGAUUAUGAACAAAUUGAUAGAGUGGAUAAUCCUUCUAUGCAAGUGUUACAUGAACAAAGUGAUGGAUUUAUGUCAUACAUUAAGAGGAAUGGACGCAUUAGAGACCGAGAAAUUCAUUUUCAACUCCAGUUGGACCUCAUUGAACAUUUAUGGCAAUUGCAAGGCGAGUCGUAG